Haemonchus placei is the source of this 696-nucleotide messenger RNA. The record is from the annotation of a GenBank genome assembly. Lineage: Eukaryota; Metazoa; Nematoda; Chromadorea; Rhabditida; Trichostrongylidae.
CAGUAUGUCUCGGAAAAUCUCAUGGAUUGCUGCCUUCUUGGAACGAGGGUAAUGACCCUGUUUUUCACGAUUUGUUAUCUGCUUCCUUUUCUUUCACCCGUAGCACCGGACUCGGCCUACUACAAAGCUUUUGCUGCAGCUGCUGCAACUAAUGCGCUGCGAAUGCAGCAACGGGUUGGAACAGUUUCUUUUACUCGCGAGUUCUUCGCUCGCCUUAUGCUUGAAGAUAGUUGUCACUACUUAUUUUACGCUAUUCUAUUUCUGACUUCUGCACCUGUGACAAUGGCCCUUCUUCCAAUUUCUCUAUUCGCAGCUCUACAUGCAGCUUCCCAGCUGGUAAAAUUACUAACGGCAAUUGGACAUGGAGGCUCGUUUCUUGCUUGCCGUUUGGCUUCUAUAGCUCAACAACACACUACAAACUGUCUCGGAAUCAUCGCUUGUGGAGAGAUUUUCCUUAUUCCAGUUCUCAUCUCCAUGAUUUUUGUCGGUAAGGCUUCGCUGUUCGUGCCUUUUGUUUAUUAUCGUUUUCUCACUUUACGGUACGCGUCGCAAAGGAACCCAAGCACAAGGCAAGCUUUCGCUCAGAUGCGCUAUUCUCUGGACCAAGUGGCGGCAUCUCCCAAUUGUCCUCAGAUCGUACGAUCACUUAUUUACAACUCUGUUGCUUUCAUCUCUCGACUUGCUCCCGUUGCUUAA